CUUAUAAUUCAUUUUUCUUUGCUACCAUGAAGCCAUUCACUAUGUCUCAAAUUUCUCUGGAUAGAUUGCUCCUAUUAGCACUCUUUCAUACCUCUUUCACUGUGGCCAAUGGGGCUUUUAUUGUGCACAACUAUAGUCAAGCUAGUGCAUCAUGUGUGAAUUACACUAUCCCGGUCUAUCCUACAUCCACGAAUGUAAUCUUCAGCAACGCCUCAAAAUGGACAAACAACUUUGGUCUCGCUCAAUUCAGCGCCGAUCGUGCUGGCCGGGAUCCAAACCAACAACCCCCAGUGCCAUUCCUUGCGACAUCUGAACGAUCCAAUGCCUCAUACACUAUCGGAGCAACAUUCUGUCAACCCAAAUUCGAUGGAACUCAAAACUCAAGUACUGUUAUUUUGGCCAGUCACGGGUUAGGAUUCGAUCGCUCGUGAGUUGAGGACAAUUCGAGUUUUAUCAAAGCUAAUGAAUGCUCUAGGUACUGGAACAUCCCAUAUCAACCAGAAAAAUACAGCUUCUUAGAUUUUGUGAUAGGACAAGGCUAUUCUGUAUUAUUUUACGACCGGCUUGGUGUUGGACAGUCAUCCAAAGUCUCUGGCUACAUCAACCAGCUCUCUAUCCAGGAGUCAAUCUUGGCUCAGCUUGCGGCUUUAGUCAAAUCAGGAAAAUAUACUGGUACACUUGGAGUUCCCAAAUCUACUGUCCUCAUCGGACACUCUUUCGGUUCUAUCAUAACUCAUGCUGUUGCGAAAGCAAAGCCUGGAGCAGCCGAUGCCAUUAUUCUAACAGGCUACUCAAAUAACGCUACUCUCGUCAAGACACCUAUACUGAUAUCAGCUUGGCAACUCAAAAUCGCUAAUCUAUUCCGUGAAGCGUGGUCGCGAUUGGAUACCGGUUAUGUGACAUGGGUCGACCUCUAUUCAAACGUCAAUACGUAAGUUGUGCUUACCCUCCAAUGAUCGAAUGAUCGAAUGAUCUAAGAUUAUCUUUAGUUUUUUCAAAGCCCCAGGUUAUACUUCUGACGCAGCCAUGUUUUCUGAGCAGCAUAAGCAACCGUUUGGUAUAACCGAACUUCUUUCUGGGGAUUCUCCUGGUCGCACAAACUUCACCGGCCCGGUGCUGGUGGUAGCUGGAUCGAAUGAUUUCAUAUUUUGCAAUGGGUUUGUCAAUCUUUCUAUUCAAUAAUCAUAUGCCGCUGACAAAUGGUUUGCAGGUAUUGCGAAGGGGUAUUGGAACCAGCCGCGAAACUUGACUUCCCCAGUUCCUCAUCAUUGAAGACUUAUGUGCAACCUGAUACGGGGCAUGGAAUGAACUUCCAUACCAAUGCUACUGGUUUCUACAAAGUUGUCACCGAUUUCCUUGCUAGCAAUGGGCUGUAAGAUAGCGAACUAGACGAAUGGAAGUAGAGAGACGGAAAACUGGAGAGACGAAUAAUUCACAACACUUUCUUUGAGUUUGUUUUCUUAUAGAUUGCAAUUUACCCUCGGCAGCCCGUUAUCCGACCUGGCAGAUACUAGUACUCACUCCGGCCCAAAAAGUCUCAGAAAAUUAAACCCCCCGCAAUAAGGUUGUAAAGCCGUCGGGAGGUUGUAUUUCCUUGCAAACCUCACCAGUAGCUCAUUCUAUCUGGAAUGAUUCAAAGCUGCUAUUCUUUAUGCUUCUGAGAAUAUCUAGUAUAGUUAUCAAUUGAAACGUAGUUGGCUGUGGUGUGGAGAUGGGUACGUUGGUCAAGGGCAUGGCAGGUGGGGAAUUAUUUCGAAUGGGCUCUGUAAUUUGGUCUCUAAGUUGGUGAGAAUGAGGAGAGAGAAACUUCACUACCUAGGUAUCUGUGAUAGUCCACUUAAACAUACAUUCAUUUUAAUUGGAGAUCAACCCUCCAGUGAUUCUUCU
Hymenoscyphus albidus is the source of this 1887-nucleotide messenger RNA. NCBI's taxonomy places the organism in Eukaryota, Fungi, Ascomycota, Leotiomycetes, Helotiales, Helotiaceae. The record is from the annotation of a GenBank genome assembly.